GCGGAUAGAUUCUUCUCCUCGAUUCGUAGCCCGCCCUCGCGGCUUCCGUUUCCGGCGGUGUCUGGGGCGGUCCAUCCUAAACUAUGGCGGCUGGCGGCAGCGAUCCCCGGGCCGGCGACGUGGAAGAAGACGCCUCUCAGCUCAUCUUUCCCAAAGAGUUUGAAACAGCCGAGACUCUCCUGAACUCUGAGGUUCACAUGCUCCUGGAGCACCGAAAGCAGCAGAACGAGAGUGCAGAGGACGAGCAGGAGCUUUCAGAGGUUUUCAUGAAAACCCUGAACUACACAGCCCGCUUCAGUCGUUUCAAAAACAGAGAGACCAUCGCCAGUGUUCGCAGCUUGCUUCUCCAGAAAAAGCUACAUAAAUUUGAGUUGGCCUGUUUAGCCAAUCUUUGCCCAGAAACUUCUGAGGAGUCCAAAGCCUUGAUUCCAAGCCUGGAGGGGCGAUUUGAAGACGAGGAGCUGCAGCAGAUCCUUGAUGACAUCCAGACCAAGCGCAGCUUCCAGUACUAGUGUCUGCACUCCUGGUCCUGAGACAGCGCGGAUGGCCCCUCAUCCUUGCCUGGUCAGCCUCACACAGGAGCUGUUGCAGAAGACGCUUUAUUGAGAUGUAAUGUCACUCUGUAGUCCUCAGACUCACGACAGGCCUCCUGCCUCAGCUUCCCAAGUGCUGCGAUCACAGUGUGAGCCCACACUCACGGCUUGGCUUUUGAAGAGGAAAGGCUCGCUUGCUGGUGGUCUAGGUGGCCGUCUCCAGUGACCACACAGUGUCUUCUUGGUGCAGCCUUGUCAGGCCGGUGUGGUCAAGCGUGCUGCAGUCCGGAACUGGUGAGGUAGACUGAUGUGUUGACUACCUCUUACCUUGGUUUUUUUGGACCCUGUGUUAUUCUUUGUUCUUGACAUUUCAACUUUUAAUAUAAAUAUAGUUUGUAGUUUCUGAAACUAAACUGUUAUAUAAAAAAUGUGUGUAGGGGAGGAGUGGUGUUACCUAGUUGCAAAAGGGAGAGAUAAACCAGAACACUCCCA
This is a messenger RNA of Mesocricetus auratus (golden hamster), 1025 nucleotides long. RefSeq names its product RNA polymerase II subunit D (gene Polr2d). Gene Ontology annotation, molecular function: translation initiation factor binding; nucleotide binding. Gene Ontology annotation, cellular component: RNA polymerase II, core complex; P-body. The record is from RefSeq and is a predicted model, not a curated record. The transcript is spliced from 4 exons. Gene Ontology annotation, biological process: positive regulation of translational initiation; mRNA export from nucleus in response to heat stress; transcription initiation at RNA polymerase II promoter. Lineage: Eukaryota; Metazoa; Chordata; Mammalia; Rodentia; Cricetidae. The coding region runs from base 84 to 512 and encodes 142 amino acids.